Psammomys obesus (fat sand rat) is the source of this 1484-nucleotide messenger RNA. It is a transcript of the gene Haus4, whose product is annotated as HAUS augmin like complex subunit 4. Gene Ontology annotation, cellular component: HAUS complex. NCBI's taxonomy places the organism in Eukaryota, Metazoa, Chordata, Mammalia, Rodentia, Muridae. The record is from RefSeq and is a predicted model, not a curated record. Bases 159 to 1250 code for a protein of 363 amino acids. Gene Ontology annotation, molecular function: microtubule minus-end binding. Gene Ontology annotation, biological process: centrosome cycle; spindle assembly. The transcript is spliced from 10 exons.
CUUUCUGGCCGGUUCCGCCUCCGCCGGCGGGAGCGACCGUCCCCGGCAGUCCCCGGCCUCGGUCCCCUCGCGGCGGGGUGUGCGGGUUGGCUCUCUUCGUCCGUGCGCUCGCCCUUGGGACUCCUUGGCGGCCCAGACGAUAACGCCAAGAAAAUCAGAUGGCAUCCGGAGAUUUCUGCUCACCUGGAGAAGGGGUGGAAAUACUGCAGCAAGUGUGUGACAAGCAGUUUCCUCCUUGUGCCCUGAGUGAAGAGGAUCUGAUACAGAACCCGAAUUUCAGCAAGCUGUUGCUUAGGCUCUCGCAGCAUGUGGACGAAAGCGGCUUAAGCCUCACGCUGGCAAAGGAGCAGGCUCAGGCGUGGAAUGAAGUCCGGCUGCAUAGGACGGCGUGGCUGAGGUACGAGAUCUUGCAGAGGGUCAUCCAAGAGCUGCUCGUGGACUACUAUGUCAAGGCCCAAGACACGAACCUGACCUCGGAAGACAAGAAGUUUCAUGAGACCCUUGAACAGCGGCUGCUUGUAACUGAGCUGACACAGCUUUCCAGUCCUGGCCAGGAGACGGAGAUGCCCCCACUGCUGGGGCUGGACAAGGCUGACCUGCUGGAGCUCAUGCCUCCCUCACAGGAUUUCGUGUGGAUGAGGGCGCGGCUCCAGCUGGAGGUGGAGGAGCAGCUCAAAAGGAAGUGUUUCACCCUGCUGUGCUACCACGACCCCAGCUCAGAUACUGAUGGAGAAGCGCUGAAAGCAGCCAAGGUGUGGUCGCUGACAGAGGUCCUGGUGGGAGAGAAGCAGCAGUGCCUUGAGGCCAAGGGCCAGCAGAAGGAGCAGCUGGUGCUGCUGGAGAAGAAAAGGGCUACCUACUCCCAGGUGCUUCUCCGCUGCCUCAGCUUGCUAAAGAGUCUUCUUCAGGAGCACCGGCUGAAGACUCAGCCCGAGCUAGACCGAAUCAACACCCAGUACCUGGAGGUCAAGUGUAGCGCUAUGAUCCUCAAGCUCAGGAUGGAGGAGCUAAAGAUUUUGUCUGACACUUACAGUGCUGAGAAAGUGGAAGUGCAUCGUCUUAUUAGGGACCGUCUGGAGGGAGCCAUUCACCUACAAGAGCAAGACCUGGAGAAAUCGAGACUGGUCCUGAAAACCUAUGAGGUCCUUGGGGAGGACUUUGAGGACCUGGUGAAGGAGUACACGCAGCUCAAGCUGGCAACCGAGGACAAGCGUUGGGCCCUCCAGGAGUUUAGCAAGGCCUGCCACUGACCUGAGCGCAGGCAGAGCCAGGAAGCGUGGAUUCUGCACGGUCCCCUUCUCUUCCCACCCGGUGGACCACUUCCACUGCAGUCCUUAGGGCAGCCUCCUGGUUCCUCUUCCUUGUUUACAGUAACCGGGUCUCUUCUGGAAAAUGUAGCUGUCAGAUUUAUAUAAUUUAAUUCAUGUCCGUAAGCAUCAGCCCUGUGUCAUGUUUCCUGAAUAAAAAUGUGAUGUUAUGUCUAA